Fomitiporia mediterranea MF3/22 is the source of this 2115-nucleotide messenger RNA. Its product is annotated as chaperone protein BipA. Gene Ontology annotation, cellular component: endoplasmic reticulum lumen; nucleus; membrane. Gene Ontology annotation, molecular function: ATP hydrolysis activity; misfolded protein binding; ATP binding. Gene Ontology annotation, biological process: protein refolding; endoplasmic reticulum unfolded protein response; cellular response to unfolded protein. The record is from RefSeq and is a predicted model, not a curated record. The transcript is spliced from 9 exons. Lineage: Eukaryota; Fungi; Basidiomycota; Agaricomycetes; Hymenochaetales; Hymenochaetaceae. The coding region runs from base 1 to 2061 and encodes 686 amino acids.
AUGCCUCGUUCUUCUCCUUCUGUGCACCGAGCUUCACACUCACGUCAACGAAGAAAGAAGACGUCGGACGGCGGGCGAGUGGCGUCUACUGUUUUUCUCCUCUGCGUUACAUUCCUUGCUAUCUUUUGUCUGCUUGGGGUUCCUGUGUCUGCGAAGCAGAACGAUGUGGGAUACGAAAAGUCAACAUAUGGACAUGUAAUUGGAAUUGACCUCGGAACGACUUAUUCAUGCGUUGGUGUCCAACGAGGCGGCCGAGUAGAGAUUAUCGCAAAUGAUCAGGGUCAUCGCAUCACUCCGUCAUGGGUUUCAUUCACAGAAGAAGAAAGACUUAUCGGUGAUGCCGCGAAGAAAACAUUCCACACAAACCCACGCAACACGGUCUUUGACGCUAAGCGGCUUAUAGGUCGUAGAUUCGACGAACCAGAGGUCUUACAAGACUUAAGGGAACUGCCCUUCAAGGUUUCGAAAAGCGAGUCUGGAAAGCCGCUUAUCCAUGUACAUCAUAAAGAGGAAGAGCGUAAAUUUACUCCGGAAGAAAUAAGUGCAAUGGUGCUUUCUAAGUUGAAAGAGACUGCGGAGGCAUAUCUUGGGGAAGAAGUCAAGUAUGCGGUCGUCACCGUUCCGGCAUAUUUCAACGAUGCUCAACGACAAGCUACAAAAGACGCUGGAACGAUCGCAGGCCUUCAAAUACUCCGCGUCCUCAACGAACCCACUGCAGCAGCCGUUGCCUACGGCCUUGACAAGAAACCCACAAACAACGGAGAGUCGCGUAUCAUUGUGUACGACCUUGGUGGUGGGACAUUUGAUGUCUCGCUUUUAUCCAUCGAAGACGGUGUCUUUGAAGUGCUCGCUACGGCGGGUGAUACUCACCUCGGAGGCGAAGACUUUGACAACCGUGUCAUCGAGUACUUCGUCCAGCUCUACAAACGGAAGACUGGUGUAGACGUUAGGGCGAGUAAGGAUCAUCGCGCAAUGGGGAAACUGAAACGUGCGGUUGAACAGGCGAAACGUGCGUUGUCGAGUCAGCAGUCUACACGCGUGGAGAUUGAGGCGUUUGAGAAUGGGAACGACUUUUCGGAGACGCUGACGAGAGCCAAAUUCGAGGAACUGAAUGCGGGUUUGUUCAAAAGGACGAUGGACCAUGUCGAGCAAGUCCUCAAGGACGCAGAUGUGAAGAAACGCGAGAUUGAUGAGAUUGUUUUGGUCGGAGGCUCCACGCGAAUACCCAAAGUUCAAGAACUCUUAAGGGAUUACUUCGGAAAGGAACCAUCAAAGAGUAUCAAUCCUGAUGAAGCAGUUGCAUACGGUGCAGCAGUACAGGGUGGCAUUCUCGCAGGUGACGAAGCAGUCGAGGUCUACACAAUCAUCGAUGCAUCCCCAAUUUCACUCGGUAUCGAGACGACUGGAGGUGUUAUGGCGACAAUUAUUCCUCGAUGGACUACAAUACCAGCGAAGAAAUCUCAAAUCUUCUCGACUGCGACGGACAACCAAGAAACUGUCAGAAUCCAGGUCUACGAGGGUGAACGUGCACUCACCAAGGAUAACAACCUCCUCGGGACGUUCGACCUAACAGGUAUCCCACCCGCACCACGUGGAGUCCCGCAAAUCGAAGUCACGUUCUCCGUCGAUCAGAACAGCAUCCUUAACGUUACCGCGGUCGAAAAAGUUACAGGACGCGCAGCAUCGAUCAAGAUAUUAAACGAUGGGCGACUUUCUGUCGACGAGAUUGGUCGAAUGCUAAGGGAGGCAGAGAGGUUUGCAGAGGAGGACGAGCGGAUGAGGAGACGUGUGGAGAAGAUGAACGAGCUUGCGAGUUUCGUUGCGAGUGUGAAGAGUCAAGUUACGGAUGAGCAGGGCCUUGGUGGGAAAGUCUCAGCAGCGGAUAAGCGAACACUGUUAACGGCAGUGAAGGACGUCGAGGUAUGGAUUGAGGAUGAGGGGCGAGACGCGAGUAGUGAUAACAUCGAGGAAAAGUUCCAAGGAGUGCAGAAUAUCGUGACAAAGAUCACGAGUAAGCUCUACUCUGAUGAAGGAACUCACACUCGACAUGUCGAGCUAUAGUAACAUUUCCCUAAAAUAAUACGAAUAGUAAUCCUUGUACAUAUGCAGAUCUAC